AUACAACACUACAAAAAAUGGGAUCUGGUAACAGCACUCUUGCUAAUGUGUCCAAGGAUGAGCCACUACAAAGGUUUGUAGGGACUGAUGGAAUACCACCUAACAGUGAUUAUUGGAGGGAAUUUUUGUCUUCAGUUGGCUCAACAACGAAAAGCAGCUCUCUUAUAGACUUUGAAAAAGCAAAUAAAAGUUUGCUAAAGGAUUUGAAGAAAAAUAACCUUCACUCCCGUAACAUUCCCAACCUCACGCAAUUUCUUAUAUCAAAGAUGUCAGAAUUAAUAGCCUCAUCAGACAUGUAGAUUUUUUUAACAAUCGACCUGCAUUUUUAGAUGCGAAGAUACAGUAUUAAUUGCUCAAAAUGGACUACUUAUUCUACGUUUAUCGGUGAAGUACUUGAUGGAGCAUUGCUCUGAAGCUAGAUUUUUCUCUCACUUCUCUGUUAAUUCUACUGAAGGUCCUCAUUGUUUAUCUGUAAUUGAAUGUUUGUUCCCUGUACUUUUCAAGCUUAUAACUAAUUUGUCUAUCCAAGACAAUACUUACUUGUUGCAUUGCGAAGCUCAUUUGUUGUGUAUAGUGUUACUCUCUAGACAAAUGUAUAAAGAACUAUCGGCUCCUUUACCACAAGUCUACGUCUCUGUUGUCUGGGGGAAGUGUGCACCUCUUGCUCCUGCUUUAGUUUACCGAUUAUUGUCUAACUUUUCUGAAAAUCGUCCUGUCCCAACACUUUUACAUGGCAUUGAACAAUACAAUUUAAUAUGGCGUGCGGCAUCCUCUAUUGCAGGUAGUUUAGUUACAAUCGUCACACUUGGUGGUUACUUCAGUCGCACUGCCAAUAGUUCAACAAAAUCAGAUAUACAGAACAGUCCACAUGUUGCAGUUGUUGAACCAGUAAAAAAUAAUAUUCCCACAGAUCUUUUAACAUCAGAAUCAACUAUCAAAUCAAAUGAACAGUGUCAUCUAUUGUCAAAUGUCAGCUCACUACUUUUAUUGAUACUUACUACUCAGGCUGGAUCUAUUGAGAAGACUAUAUCAACGUAUUCAGAAAAUAAUAUUAAAGAUUCCAAUUCUCUAGGACGAAAUCCUUAUCGAACAACACUUUUUUCUUUACAAGAUGAAGUUACUCAAAAAAACCAAGUUGAUUCAAUAAUGGAUACAACUCACAUGCUGCCAAAGUCAACCCCUCGAUUGCAGCCAGGUGGUGCUACAUUAAAUGGACAAUUAAACAUAGUUACUCAAUCAUCAUCACCACAAAUAAAUUUCACUGCAAUCUGUGAUACAGCAGCUUCGACAUUGUCUCAAGACAGUAGUCCACUGUUAUUGUACCUUUUAGUUCAUCGAAAUACAAACUUUCAUUCGUUCAUUAUUCAAGAGCGUGGUUAUGAGAAAGUGCUUCCACCAUUAUUAAAUAUUCUAUAUAAAUCCCAAUCACAUAAUUCUCAUCUUGUCUACAUGGCAUUAAUUCUGUUGUUGAUAUUUACGGAAAAUGAACAAUUUGGACGCGAUAUACACACAUCAGAUAUUAAAUGGGUUCAGUGGUCAGCAAGUCGUCGACUUUCGAAUGUAUCAUAUGGAAGCUUAACUGUAUUAGUUCUUUGUCGUACUAUUCAAUACCAUUUGAACCAGUUGAAGGAUAAAUAUCUUCAUGUUAAUAUUUUGGCAACUCUAGCAAACUUAUCCCCCCGAAUCACUAAACUUCAUCCUCAUGCAUGUGAUACACUAGUUGGUUUACUGCAAUUAUUGAUCAAGCGUCAUAAUAAAACUGUGGACAUUUUGCGUAAAAUGUCUGAUGACAACCAAUCACAAUCGGCCGGUGAAAUCACUAAACUUCUAUCAAAUACAUCACUUAUAUCAUCUAAUACAGAAGAAGAAAUGGUUCGUUUUUAUUGUUUAAUGAUAUUAAAAUAUGACCGUGGUACUGUAUACUAUGUCACAUUCGUUGAUUUCACAAACUAUUGAUCCUUUCUAUGUUUACUCAUAUUAUUUUCAUGUAGUUGUCUUAUGAGUAGUAGUGUUAUAACCUUUGCUUCGUAUAGCACUUUGUUACUGAACGUGUGUAGAAGAUACUAGUUUCUAUGUGGUGAUGCAAAUUCAGGCUGUUUUUAUGUGUUUACGCGUCUUUGGUCCGAUCGAUAAUUCACUGUCCUCCAAUCCGCGCGGUCACAAUAUAUAACAAUUUCCCACAUAUAAUUGUAUUCAACAUAUUCGUAGUUUUGCUUAGUUACUGAUAAGUCUUGCAAUCUGAAUGCUAUACUCGGUUCCUAAGCUAUUCAUGUAACCCACAAGCUAGAACUAUACAGCGACCUGAACACGAGAGAGAAGGCGAAAAGUAUACGAAAGUACUUUACUCCAAGGUUCAUUCUAGUUCAGAAAAGAUAGGGUUUUUGUAAUAUUUUAAAUGUCCUUGCACUGCUCGAAGAUUCUGGAAUGCUACUAAACAUAGUAGCAGUACAACAACCAGCCAAUCAGAACCUCUACAUGUGAUGUUUCACAUCGUUUAUGUUUCUGGAUAAAACUUCAAGUGAACGCUGAUUGGAUGGAAUGCUUCUUAAUGUUUCCUGAUCCUCGUGUGUCUUUUGAGAGAAAUUUUCUGGAUCAUCCCAACAGUUACAGAACAGGAAUAACGACCUAUUCAUAUCUUUAUCAGUAGUAAGUUGAAAUAUAUGUUUCGGUUAGAGUCUGACCUUGUUAAGUCGUUUAAAAUUCAAAGAAUCAACGUUUGUAUCUCAAUAAAGCACAAAUAAAGCUAAACGAAAUUCUUCACCAAAACUACGGAUUUCGUAUUUGUGUUUUAAAAUGAAUUUCAUCAUUCAACCUCUUGUAUUUAUAGUUCAACGUGUGUAAUGAAGGUCUUUGUUUAACUCCUUACAGUAAGACAAUUAAUAUUAGCUUAAUGUUCAUCUGAAACUUACCUUCGUUACGAUAACCUGUGACCAAUAUCUGUUUGUUUAUUUUUAUAGGUUCAAGAGUUAGCCUUACUUGAAGAAGUCAUUCGAAUGCUGUUAGAAAUUAUUAAUUCAAUUCUUACACAUACAAUGGUAUCAAAUCCAGAUUUAAUUUAUUCUCUUUUGUAUAAAAGGGAUUCGUUUACAUCACUUCGUUCACAUCCAUCAUUUCAGAAUGUCCUACAAAAUAUUGAUAUUGUUUUAACUCAUUUUUCAAAGAAAAUUGAAUUAGAAUUAGGACCUCAACCAACUCAACCACAAUCUGUUAUGCAAGUGAUUAUAAAACAUAUUGGUAAUACUCAAAGAUGUUGUAAUCUCAAAAAAUUCCCAGAUCUGAAAUUUAAAUAUGUAGAAGAAGAAUCUCCAGAUGAAUUUUUCAUACCAUAUGUUUGGUCUGUUGUACGACGCCAGUCCGGCAUACAUUUUAAAUCUGAAUCACUAUUGUUAUUCUCAGCUGCUCCUCAAAAUACAACUGAAAACGACGACAUUAGUGAAGACAAUGAUAAUGUUAUGAAUAAUGGCGAAUCAAAUCAUGAACAAGUAUUGGUUUAACCAUGUCAAACAAGUUUUUUGAAUAACCCUCGUUCUAUGAGUGUUUGCUGCUAAUUCAGUUAUUAAAUGUGUUCAAUGUCGUGUAUUUGACGAUUAUGAACUUUUAAAUGAAAUUUUCUCUUUCAGCUGUCUGUGAUCAAUAUCAUGGUUUCGUUUGAAUUUAGUUCCUUUUUUUUCUUUUCUUCAAUUUUUGUUUCUAGUUACACUGAUUGUCUUUUUUUUACAAAUUUGUUUUCAUGUUUUAUUGAAAUAGAAAGUUGUUUCCAUAGG
Schistosoma spindalis is the source of this 3764-nucleotide messenger RNA. The record is from the annotation of a GenBank genome assembly. Lineage: Eukaryota; Metazoa; Platyhelminthes; Trematoda; Strigeidida; Schistosomatidae.